Menidia menidia (Atlantic silverside) is the source of this 963-nucleotide messenger RNA. NCBI's taxonomy places the organism in Eukaryota, Metazoa, Chordata, Actinopteri, Atheriniformes, Atherinopsidae. The record is from the annotation of a GenBank genome assembly.
CUGUUCCCGCUGGGCCUGGGGGAGGGCGGCAGCCCGGCGUCCUGCGGCCCCCCCGCCGCGCUCAGCUCCAGCCCCGAGGAGGAGGAGGAGGAGGAGGAGGAGGAGGAGGAGGAGGAUGAAGGCGCGGCUCUGCUCAUCUGCCCCGGCCAGGAGCCCGCGCUGCCAGAGUUCCCCUUCCACCCCCCCUCCCCCUUCUCCCCCACCCUGGAGGACAUAGAGGAGUUCUUGAAGGAGAAGAUGGAGCUGGUGAGGGAGGAGCGGCCCCCCCCGGCAGAGGAGGCCUCCCCUCAGCCGUCCCCCCUCGCUGACCCCCCACCGUCCAGCCUCGCUGACCCCCCACCGUCCAGCCUCCCUCCUGCAGAGGCUGGACACCAUGCAGCCACCCUUUGCACGUCCAGCCCGGACACGCCCACAGGGGGGGGGUCCCAGCCCGCCCCCCCCCCCCCCUCCAAUCCCCCCCCGCGCCCUUUUACCCCCUCCCUGGUCCUGGGGGCCCCCCCUGGUGCCCCGGAUCCGCCCCUACCUCUGGUCCAGCCCCUGGCCCCCGCCUGCCCCCCCCCCGGGGCCCACAGCGCCAUCUGGCUGACCCACCUGGUCAUGGGCCUGCAGGGGGCCGCGGCACAGAACGUCACCCUGCUGGCCCCCCAGGCGUCCGGCCCCCCCGGCGGCAGCGCCGACGUCCAGUCUGCUGACCAGAAGUACGUGAGGAUCGCCCCCCUGCCCCUGGCCACCCGGGCGCUGGAGGUCAGGGCUCUGCCGGGGGUGGGCGGGCAGGGCGGCGGCCCCCCGAAGGCGGGGCCCCCCCGGGCCGCCCGCGUGGCCCCCACCGAGAGGGUCCACAAGUGCUCCCACCCCGGCUGUGGGAAGAUGUACACCAAGAGCAGCCACCUGAAGGCCCACUUCCGCCGCCACACCGGGGAGAAGCCCUACACCUGCAGCUGGCCCGACUGCGGCUGGAGGUGA